Molecule: messenger RNA, 1968 nt
Organism: Chanos chanos (milkfish)
Lineage: Eukaryota; Metazoa; Chordata; Actinopteri; Gonorynchiformes; Chanidae
Product: potassium voltage-gated channel subfamily D member 3-like
Exons: 6
Coding region: 1-1968 (655 amino acids)
Biological process (GO): potassium ion export across plasma membrane; protein homooligomerization; action potential
Cellular component (GO): postsynaptic membrane; dendritic spine; neuronal cell body
Molecular function (GO): A-type (transient outward) potassium channel activity; protein binding
Source: RefSeq, a predicted model, not a curated record
AUGGCAGCUGGAGUAGCAGCCUGGCUCCCCCUUGCCCGGGCAGCUGCCAUCGGCUGGAUGCCAGUGGCAAACUGCCCCAUGCCCAUCGCUCCCAGGGACCACAGCAAGAGGCAGGAUGAGCUGAUCAUUCUGAAUGUCAGCGGGCGUCGCUUUCAAACCUGGAGGACCACGCUAGAUCGUUACCCAGACACCCUCCUUGGCAGCUCAGAGAAAGAAUUCUUUUACAACGAGGAGACAAAGGAAUACUUCUUUGACCGAGAUCCAGACGCCUUCCGUAGUGUCCUCAACUUCUAUCGCACAGGGAAGCUCCACUACCCUCGUUACGAGUGUAUAUCAGCAUAUGAUGAGGAGCUGGCCUUCUUUGGCAUCAUUCCAGAGAUCAUUGGUGAUUGCUGCUAUGAAGAGUACAAAGAUCGCAAGCGGGAGAAUGCAGAGAGGCUUAUGGAUGACCAAGAGGAGAACAAGGAUAGCAAGUUGCCCAACAUGAACUUUCGCGAAACCAUGUGGCGGGCCUUUGAGAAUCCUCACACAAGUACCAUGGCCCUGGUGUUCUACUAUGUCACCGGUUUCUUUAUUGCUGUCUCUGUCAUCACAAAUGUCGUAGAGACGGUGCCCUGCGGCUCGACACCCAACCAGAAGGACGUUCCUUGUGGAGAGCGCUACACAGUAGCUUUCUUCUGCAUGGAUACAGCUUGUGUCAUGAUCUUCACGGUGGAGUACCUCCUGCGCCUGUUUGCCGCUCCUAGCCGCUACCGCUUCAUGCGCAGUGUGAUGAGCAUCAUCGACGUAGUGGCCAUCUUACCCUAUUAUAUUGGCCUGGUCAUGACAAACAACGAGGAUGUAAGUGGGGCCUUUGUCACGCUGAGGGUCUUUCGCGUCUUUCGCAUCUUCAAGUUUUCGCGGCACUCGCAGGGCCUGCGCAUCCUAGGCUACACUUUGAAGAGCUGCGCCUCGGAGCUGGGCUUCCUCCUGUUCUCCCUCACUAUGGCUAUCAUCAUCUUUGCCACAGUCAUGUUCUAUGCCGAGAAAGGAUCAAGCUCGAGCAAGUUCACCAGCAUUCCAGCCUCGUUCUGGUACACCAUCGUUACCAUGACCACGUUAGGGUAUGGAGACAUGGUGCCAAAGACCAUUGCAGGAAAGAUUUUUGGUUCCAUCUGUUCUCUGAGUGGAGUGCUGGUAAUAGCGCUACCUGUCCCUGUCAUUGUGUCCAACUUUAGCCGAAUCUAUCACCAGAACCAGAGAGCUGACAAACGACGUGCUCAGAAGAAAGCCCGACUGGCCCGGAUAAGAAUAGCCAAGACAUGCAGCUCCAACGCCUACCUGCAGCGCAAGCGUAACGGCCUGCUGAGUGAACUGCUGGACCUGACGACUUCAGAAGAGGAACAGCAGCACCUGAAUAAGUCAACAUCUUUACUGGAGAGCCAACAUCACCACCUAUUGCACUGUCUUGAGAAAACCACCUCUCUCUCUCUCUCUCUCUCUCUCUCUCUCUCUCUCUCUCUCUCUCUCGCUGUGUCUCAGGCUCAUGAGUUUAUUGAUGAACAGAUGUUUGAGCAGAACUGUGUAGAAAGUGCUUUGCAAAGUUAUCCCUCUCGUAGUCCUUCCCUGUCCAGCCAGGAGGGCUUCACGGGCACCUGCUGCAGCUGCCGCUCCAGGAAGAGCAUCCCCCUGCCCAACUCCAGCAUGUCCACCACACACACACACACACAGGGUCUGCAGGAGCUCAGUGCCCUCCACAUCCAGUGUGCAGAGCAGCAAGGCCACAGCAGCAGCCGCUCCAGUCUAAACAUGCAACCCAAUGAGGUGGGCCGGUUCAACUGCCGAGAACGACAGAUCACCACGGCGAUCAUUAGCAUUCCAUCACCCCCUGCCCCCAUCCCGGAGGGGGACGGGCAUGGGCCACCCAAUCCCGGGCCCAGCAUCAGCACCACUGCCAGCUCCAACAUCGUCAAGGUGUCAGCCCUGUGA